Molecule: messenger RNA, 1403 nt
Organism: Pelodiscus sinensis (Chinese soft-shelled turtle)
Lineage: Eukaryota; Metazoa; Chordata; Testudines; Trionychidae
Source: RefSeq, a predicted model, not a curated record
UUUCUCCUCUGAGGCUGGAGAGGCGUCUGGCUUGCUGGGAAACCCACUGCAGCCGGGGCUGCUUCAGCCUGGAGAGCGCCAGGCAGGCAGGAGGGAGCCGGGGUCUCUGCCCAGGUGGGGCGACAGCUGAGCAGCCAGGAGCCCAGCGCAGGAGCUUUCCUGGACCAUGGCCCCGCAGUGGGGCAGCAGCUGAGGCUGGAGGUGAAAUGCCCAGAUCGCGCCGCGUGUGACCGAGCUAUGUAUCUGCAGACAUGGCCUUAGAGAUAUGUCCGGACUGCUGGGGAGCGGUGCAGUAAAGCAUUAAGGACUGUGACUCUAGAGACUUUGAAUAUUUUCCACUCUGAAAAAACGAGAGAGGAGACACGGCAGAAUGAAAACAGGAAACGCGUGGCAUCUGAGAAGCUUUCAUCUUAGCUGAAUUGACCUGGUCUCAUGCUCACCCCAAGGCAGCCCUUUAAAUACAAAGUCCACUGCAAGCAAAGUUCCAUGCGCCGAGAGAUGGACUGCAGUGCACACCUGUUGCUGAUCAUUUCGUUGUGCUGCGCUGGGGGCAUGAGCUCGGGGUUCAGCGAAACGGUCUACGGCAGCCUGGGGAGCCCAACGCUGUUGAGCAUAACGCCGGAGUUUCAGAAUUUGAGUGAGCAGUUUGGCCAGGCUGUCUGGAGACUCGGCGUGUCGGCUCAGCAGAGGAGGCCAGUUAUCAUCAGGUGUGAGAGAAACAGCUGUAAGAAUUACAUGAAGGAGCGGAUCAAGUUUCAUCCCCAGAACUUCUCCUUGGAAAUCCAGGAGACCAGGCGAACGGACGCUGAGCUCUAUGAAUACACGGUGAUCAAGGGCCCGGAGGAAGAGUCUUUGCAUCUCCGGCUGGAAGUGUAUGAGCGGGUCUCUGUCCCCCACAUCCAGGUGGUCAGCAGGACCCCGGGCAACGAGAGCUGCACCGUGACCCUGAGCUGCGGGGUGGAGCACGGGGACAACGUGACGUACACCUGGGACUGCAGCGAGGGAAAAGCCUCCCAGCAGUACCUGCACAACGGCAGCUUCAUGCACCUCUCCCUCAGCCCGCAGAAAAGCAGCUUCACCUGCACGUGCAACACCAGCAACCCCGUCAGCUGGCAGGAAACCCACUUCAGCUCCUCGGUGGAGUGCAGCGACGAGCCAGGCGGCUCGCUCGGGACGAUGCACGUGGUGAAAUACGUCGUGCCGGCCUGGUCGCGGGCUGGCUCUCACUCCGAGACAGGGAGGGCCGCUCCCCGCUGAAGGAGGACAAGGAAACCUGCACAAUUUACUCUCAAGUCCAGAGGGUGGAGAAGCAGAGAAUCAGUCGUCCCUCUCCCCCCGUGGAGAGCUCGGAGUGCAGCACCAUCUACGUGGCAGCCACCAGCCUGCCCCCAGACACCACCCAG